AUGUCAGGUGUACAUAAAAAGAGUCAGCCAAUACGCAAAAGUGCACUAGUCCUGGGUCGAAGAGUAUCAAGCUCCUUUUCAAAACGAUCAGAUCCAGAGAAACGUCCAUCAAGGCCAACAAUCCGACUGGUUGACGAAUAUGGAACCGACUUAACUCCACUACCAUUGUUGAAUGAGGAAAAACGAAUCCGUGAAGAAAAAGAUAUUAGUACAGAAGUUUCGCAGGCAUCAAUUCAUAGUGGGAGUAGCCUUCACAUUACCAAUCCAUUUACCUUUACACGAUCAUUUGUCAGUGGAUCAAGUCCAACCGGUGAAUCACACUCAGAGACUAGUGAAGAGGCGGAUCGCUAUCGAAUAUACACUGAGGUGAAGACACUUGUUCAACCACAACGAGAGACAUUAACUGAAGCCGAUUUGAACAAACUCGUUGACGUUAUCAUAACAGAAACUGAAACAUUCUGGAUAUUUGAUCAACCGCCAAAAUUUGUUUCACAAGAUUCCAGUGAAGCUCCCGAACAAAUAAAACGCAAUGAAAUUUAUAAAGCACUUGUUGCAUCAAGAAUCGGCAAUGAUCGAUACACUGAACGUGGAAUGAACACUUUCAAUCCAGCGUCAAUAGGUAAACAACUACAAACGGAGCGUAUCGGCAUUCAAGAGAAAUCAACUAUGGCGACUAACUGGGAUAUGGCGGAUACUUACGCAGAAGAAGAAGAGAAGAGAAAAUUACUUGAAGAUGAAGACGAAGUAUUAUCACCACAGCAGAAGAAGAAGACGAAAAAGACGAAAUCAGACACAGGUGCUAACACAACCAGCCAUGAUGAGGUUAUCAGUAAACAGAAUAUUAAAAAAAGUCAAUUACAACCAGACGAUGGUGGACCAAUAGAAAAUAUGCGGAAAACAGGCGGUGAUCAUCUAAUUCUCAGCAAUAAUGAAGUUGGUCUUGGGGUUGAAUCAUCUCAAUUGGGUCAAUCAACAACUACAAAUACAAUGGGUUCCAAUUCUGAAUCGGAUCUUAUGGGUUUCCGUGAUAAUAUCGAUGCUCACAUAAAUCCAGUCACCAAUGCCCUGGGGCUGCUUGAGACUCCAAAAAUGAAAAAAGAUUUGAAUCAUAUGGAACGUGCUUUAAAUCUGAAUACAUAUUAUGAUAAAUUAUUGAAAUAUCAAAGUUUAGUAUUAAGUAAACAUCAGUCACAGGAUUCAGCAGAACAACCUGAUACAGACUCGCCCAGUACCACAGCUCACAUACCUGCGAUUAGUACAGCUCAAACAGUGGAUGACAAUUCAGCUGGACAUGUUGGACCCCAGGCAAAAACUCAGCCCCAGGCAUUCACGACAACAACAAGUUUAGGCAGUGUUAAUCCUACAAUUUCUGGCUCUCAAGGAGGUGGUUCAGGCAGAACAAGUGACUUUGCCAAGGUAGAAGAUGCUAAUCCUCAAAAUCCGCAUACUAUUUCAUUAUGGCGUUUUCAAUGCCCAAUGACCAAGGGUCGUAACAUAGCGGAUAUGGCGUGGAACAAACAAAAUCCAAAUAUUCUUGCUGUCGGCUAUGGACAAUUUGAAUAUGAUCAACAGCGUAAAGGAUUAGUAUGUUGUUGGUCGCUGAAGUUCAUUGAAUACCCUGAACGCUAUUAUGAAACACCAAGUGGAGUAACAGCAGUUGGCUGGUCAAAAAUUCAUGCCAACUUGUUAGCUGUGGGGAUGUUUAGUGGUGUAAUUCAUGUAUAUGAUGUACGCAAAAAUGAUCCAGUCCCAGUUGUUGAUACGACGCAUGCUAUAGGUAGACACUUAGGACCUAUUCGAAAACUUCAAUGGAUCGUUAGAGAAUCAGGUCGUGCUGAAAUGUUGUCAGAAGUUCUCGUAUCUGUAUCUAGUGAUGGACGAGUCACUCAGUGGUUCAUUCGUAAAGGUUUUGAAAGUACAGAUCUAAUGGUUCUCAAACGAGCGUACGCAAAUAGUUCAAAUUCAAUGAGUACUUCUAAACGCAACGAUGCUUUAAUAUCACGUACAGCUAUUGCAACAAGUAUGGCUUUUAAUAAGCGUGAGCCAAGUAUUUAUCUAGUUGGUGCUGAAAACGGUCUCAUUCACAAAUGCUCAUGUUCCUACAAUGAACAGUAUUUGGAAACAUAUCGUAGUCAUGUGGCAUCCGUUUAUCACAUUGAAUGGUCUCCAUUCAUACCCGAUGUAUUUCUGUCUUGUUCCGCUGAUAUGACAAUAAAAUUAUGGCAUUCUGAGCAUCAGCAACCCUUGAUUACUAUUCAAACAAAUAUGACGACGGUACCUUCCCUAUCUUGGUCACCGCAUAACUCCUUAACAUUUGCUGUAGCCAACGAAAGUUUUCUAGAAAUAUGGAAUUUGGAUUAUUCAACUGUUGAUCCUUAUGUCACAGAAACAGUGUCGAAUGAUACAAAUAUGACAAGUGUACUAUUUUCGGAAACUAGUCAAAGUGUUUUAAUUGGCGAUGAUCAAGGUACAGUGCAUGUUUACAAUCUAGCUGAUUUCCCAGAUUCCCCGGUAACAGAAUCCGAACAAGUAUUUCAACUCACUCAGUUUCUCAAUACCUGCUUGAACAAUCUCCAGUAA
Molecule: messenger RNA, 2580 nt
Organism: Trichobilharzia regenti
Lineage: Eukaryota; Metazoa; Platyhelminthes; Trematoda; Strigeidida; Schistosomatidae
Source: the annotation of a GenBank genome assembly